Messenger RNA from Harmonia axyridis, 1450 nucleotides. It is a transcript of the gene Spf45, whose product is annotated as splicing factor 45. Lineage: Eukaryota; Metazoa; Arthropoda; Insecta; Coleoptera; Coccinellidae. Gene Ontology annotation, molecular function: RNA binding. The record is from RefSeq and is a predicted model, not a curated record. Gene Ontology annotation, biological process: alternative mRNA splicing, via spliceosome; mRNA cis splicing, via spliceosome. The coding region runs from base 92 to 1228 and encodes 378 amino acids. Gene Ontology annotation, cellular component: precatalytic spliceosome. The transcript is spliced from 3 exons.
AAAAAUAACCCAAACAAAACAACUGUCAAUAAUAUUGGUUUAAUUUGAAGUAAUUUCUGUUUUGCCAAAUAUUAUACUUUAGGAGCACAAAAUGUCUUUGUACCACGAUUUAGAUAUAAAGGGUAGACCGGCGGAAAACGUUUCUGGCUGGUCUUCUGGAAUCAAGCUUCUGCAAAGUCAGUUGCAAUUAAAAAAAGCCACUGUAGCACAACCCAAAAGAGACCAACAACGAAAAGUAAGCCUGGCUCCUGUAAUAGAUUUGAAAUCUAAACGAAAUGAAGAGGAUAUGUUUCACCCCAUGUUAUCCAAACCUAAAAAGGAAACUGUAACGCCUGGAAAUGCUUUUCGAGAAUAUGAUUGGAAUUGUGUUGACGAGUAUGAUCCAUUGUGGCCAAAUGAAUAUGAAAAGAUCGUGAAAGAGAUGAGGGACAGUAGGGAAAGAGAUAAUGAUAAAGAUGAAAAGAGGAGAGAAAAGAAAAGAAAGAGUAGAUUCAAUGAUGUUCAAGAGGAAACGCCAAUUAUUUCUACUCCUCAAAUGAUUCAACCACCUGUAGCUAGUGGCUUUGCGGGUCGGUGGGAAGAAGAGGAAGAAAAAGAACCCAUCAAAAAAGCAAGGCCAUCAGGUGGUGCUGCAAUAGCUCCACCUCCAAGUUUACAAGAACCAUCAGAAAUAGCACCAAUCUUUCCUAAUAAACCACUUAAUCUAGUACCCGCAGCAGGUGGUUCAAUAGCUGCUAAAAUAAUGGCAAAAUAUGGAUUUAAAGAAGGACAAGGACUUGGUAAACAAGAACAGGGUAUGGUUAGUGCAUUGCAAGUAGAGAAGACGUCUAAAAGGGGGGGUAGGAUAAUACAUGAAAAAGAAUUACAAUUGCAAAUGGAAGCUGAAAAAGAGGAGGAUGGUAUAAAUUUGAACAUUACUGAUAUGAUGAAGAACCCAAGCAAGAUUGUUCUGCUGAAGAAUAUGGUUGGUCCUGGUGAAGUAGACGAUGACCUUGAACCCGAAGUAAAAGAAGAAUGCAACGUAAAGUAUGGGGAAGUCGGUAGUGUGGUAAUUCAUGAGAUACAACAUGAAAAUCCCGAAGAAGCUGUAAGGAUAUUUGUUGAGUUCAGAAGAAUCGAAAGUGCUAUCAAAGCUGUUGUUGAUCUGAACGGUAGAUUUUUCGGUGGUAGAAUGGUUAAAGCUUCAUUUUAUGAUACAGAAAAAUUUGACAAUUUAGAGUUGAUAUAGAGUUAAGGGUUGAACAAUAUUGUUGAAAUGAGAGUAAAUUAGAAAUCACAAAAAUAUGUUCACUUUUGUUAACUGAUUUUUCACUGACCAUUAUCUUUGAUUGAUGAUAUCCUGUGUUCUACCCUUUAAGAUAUCUUUAAAUUGUACAGUUUUUAGCAACAUUUGAUGUAUGCACACCUGUAUCUAAUUUUGAAACUGAAAUAUAUUUUUAUUUGUUUUUAA